AACUUACCCGCCAUCUUGAUUUCGCGCGAGACAACUCGAAAUUCAUGACCCCGGAUGUGAUUUGCUCAUAUAACUUCCGUCUGCAUGGAGGAGGUUACCACCAGUGACUUCUGCCGCUACCCAUCGAUUUCAUGAGCUGCUUGCUUCCCGCGGGGUCAGCUAUCACGCACCGAGGAAGUGACAGCAACCCCUUGAACUUCGGGUGCUAGCUGAAUCCAAAACGAGAGUCGAGACGCCGUCUGGCAGCUAGUGCAGUGCAGCGCAGGUUCAGAGAAUCUGGCACCCGACUCAGCAGUAAUAAAGAUUGGUCUCAGGCUCAGCUCAUUUCUUUAUAAUAUAGUUGGAUACAGCAGCUGACAAUAUGUUCUUCAAGACAGCCUCGUGUGAAUCUGCAUCGUCUGCAACACGUCGGGCACUUCACCUUGUGAAGAGAGCAGAUCCGGUCCAGCUCCGUAAUGUUUUCAGCAAAAAUGCAAGCAUUGAGCAGGGUGGGGAGCGUUUCAUGACCCCUGAAGAUUUCAUCAGAGGGUACCUCAACAUGCAGCCCGAGAGGAAUUACAACCCGGAUACUCUCAAGCUACUAGCUGGUGUCGCUGAUCAAACAAAAGAUGGGUAUAUAUCAUUCAUUGAGUUCCAGGCCUUUGAAGCAAUGCUCUGUUCUCCUGAUGCCACUCAUAUGGUAGCUUUUCAGCUCUUUGAUACCAAUGGCUCAGGAUUUGUCUCUUUCAAUGAAUUCAAGCAAGUUUUCAGCCUUACAGAAGUGUACCAGAGAAUCCCAUUCAACUUUGACUCCACUUUCAUCAAACUACAUUUCGGAACGGAAAAGAAAAAAGAGCUCAGCUUUGUGGAAUUCACACAGUUUCUACAUAACUUGCAAGAGGAGCAUGCAAAACAAGCCUUUGUCAAAAUGGACAAGAACAACGUAGGCAUGAUUUCUGCAUUAGACUUCAACAAGAUCAUGUCCACCGUGUUGGGUCACAUGCUGACUGACUAUGUCCAAGACAACCUGGUCACAGUGGCAGGAGGAGAGACCAAACAUCUGGUCAGCUUCCCGUACUUCAACGCCUUCAUCAGUCUUCUUAGGGACAUGGAACUCAUGCAGAAGAUCUAUGAACAGACCACCGGUGGCUCCCAUACGCAUCCUGUAACCAAGGAGGAGUUUCUUCAUGCAGCCCAGCAAUAUUCCCAGAUCACCCCCAUGGAGGUAGCUAUUCUCUUUCACAUAUGCUGCCUGGAGGAAUCAGUAGGACGAGUCACGUUUGAGGAUCUAGUGAAGAUUACGCCACCGACCGAUGUCAUCAAUAAACUCCAGGUGUCCCAACCCAAGGAGAAGGUGGAGCGUACGGCCAUGCUAACCAUCUUUGAGUCUGCCUACAGAUUCGGCUUGGGUGCUGUGGCAGGAGCUACGGGAGCCACAGCAGUCUAUCCCAUCGACCUGGUCAAGACUAGAAUGCAGAACCAGAGGAGUGGUCAGAUGGUGGGUGAACUCAUGUACAAGAACAGCUUUGACUGCUUCAAGAAGGUCAUCAGGCAUGAAGGGGUCUUUGGUCUAUACAGAGGUCUUCCACCUCAGCUGAUUGGAGUAGCACCUGAGAAAGCUAUCAAGCUAACCAUGAAUGACUUUAUGAGGGACAAAGUCAGGAGAAAGGAUGGCACGUUUCCAGUAUGGGGAGAGAUGCUUGCAGGAGGAUGUGCUGGUGGGUCACAGGUGAUGUUCACCAACCCUUUAGAGAUUGUCAAGAUUAGACUGCAAGUAGCCGGUGAGAUUCAGACAGGUCCCAGAGUAUCUGCCAUCACCGUUCUGAAAGAUCUUGGUCUCUUUGGACUCUAUAAGGGGUCGAAAGCCUGCUUCUUGCGUGACAUCCCAUUCUCAGCGAUCUACUUCCCGACUUACGCUCACCUCAAGAAAUACUCUGCCGACAAAGAUGGUCACAACUCGCCUCUUUCCCUUCUCGUAUCUGCUACAAUCGCUGGUGCACCUGCUGCGUACUCUGUCACACCCGCCGAUGUGAUCAAGACAAGACUACAGGUGGAAGCAAGACGAGGUCAGACCACGUACAACGGAGUGAUAGAUUGUGCUAGGAAGAUCUACCAACAAGAGGGUUUCAAUGCAUUCUGGAAAGGAGGACCCGCACGUAUCUUCCGAUCAUCACCUCAGUUUGGUGUUACCCUGGUAACAUAUGAGCUGCUACAGAGAGCUUUGCCAUUUGACUUUGGAGGAAGCCGACCGGAGGGAUCCCAAGUGAAGCUAUCCCAUCAUCCUGCUGACCUACCUCCAGUCAACCCAGAUCACAUCGGUGGCAUGCAACUAGCUGUGGCUACCUUCUCCGGUGUGGAGACAAAGUUUGGUCUCUUCCUACCAAAAUUCAGAAACCUGCAGCCGCAAGCAACCUAAUCCAACAACUAUAAGUAAUGUUUUUUUUUAAUUUAAACCCAGCUUAGAGCUGCUUAUAUUCUACUUUUCAAAAAAGUAUAGUUUAUACGUGUAUAUGAUAAGAGGCAAGUUGGUUUUCUUUCACUUAGAAGGCAUGAACGUUGAAUGUUCCAGUGCGUGUUGUACGAGAAUAGAGUAUAUACUAUAUAUUGAUCUUUUAUAUACAGUACACCUUAAAAAGGGGUUUAUACGAGCUGAGAGCUAUUAAAGGCGACAAACACAUGAUAUGAGGUCAUAAUGAAUCGAGUCUAGUCACAUAAACACAUGGUGUUAUAGUGAUCUUUGACAAGGUUCAUCACAAAUGAAUUUGACUGUAACUUAUGGAUAAACUGAUGGAAUAUACACUAUAUAUUGGCCUUUUAUAUACAGUACACCUUCAAAAGGGGUUUAUACAAGCUGAUAACUAAGGAGACGAUGACAUGGGUCAUGUGUUUUGAUAUGAGGUCAUAAUGAAUCAAAUCUAGUCACAUAACAACAUGGUGUUAUAGUGGUCUUUGACAAGAUUCAUCACAAAUGGAUUUGACUUCAAUCGAGGGAGAAACUGAAUAUAUACUAUAUAUUGGUCUUUUUUUAUACAGUACACCUUAAAAGGGGUUUAUAUGAGCCAAGAUGCUAAAAGACAAUGACAUGGGUCAUGUGUUUUGAUGUGAGGUCAUAAUGAAUUGAAUCUAGUCACAUAAAAACAUGGUGUUAAAGCGGUCUUUGACAAGAUUCAUCACAAAUGAUUUUGACUGUAACCUAUGGCGAAACCGACAGAAUAUAUACUAUAUAUUGGUCUUUUAUAUACAGUACACCUUUAAAAGGGGUUUAUACGAGCAGAGAGGUUGAGAGACGAUGACAUGGGUCAUGUGUUUUGAUAUGAGGUCAUAAUGAAUUAAAUCUAGUCACAUAUAAACAACAUGGUGUUAAAGCGAUCUUUGAAAAGAUGCAUCACAAAUGAAUCCGACUUCUACCUGUGCAGUAAAGUCAAUUGAAGGACAAGUUGCUGAUAAGCGCUGGGUUUGUGCACUACUGAAAUCAAAAGAAACCUUGCUACUAAUGAAUCGUGGACAAUACAGGGCUUUAAGUGACAUUGAUUGCAUGUGAUUGAAGUUAUUCACUAGUCAUUCAUAAUUAGUUUGUUGAAAGUAUAUGGAAUAAUGUCAACAUUGACAUUAUAAAUGUAAGCAGUUUGUUAGUUAAUAAACAGUACAAAUAUCUGUGUUUUUUUAAAUACUAUUGUACGAUUUGAAAAUUAGCAAUUGAGACUUAUCUUGAUUUGUUUGAGAUUAACUACAUGAAAUUUUAGGGUUUUUUUUUUUUUUUUUCGACAAUAUUUAAGUGUAGGAAAGCCAUGAUAACUCACCAAUGGCAGUACAUAAAGUGUAAUUUCUUUUAAUUCAUUUGAAGUUUGCCAAUCUAUGCAACUAUAUUGUGAAUUAGAAAUAUGUUCUUGUGGUGUACAUCUUGCCUUGUAAGGGUCAAAUGAGAUCAAAAUGAGUUUAAUGAUCGCCAAUAAUUUUAAUUUUCUUUAAUUUCUUAAUGCGAAUGGCUGUUGAGGUUAUCUUGUGAUAUCAUUUUAUUAUUUGCCAAAUCUUUUUCUGUGAUAUUGAUAGAUUAAUAGGCACAUAAAGGUUAGAUCAUAUAACCAGAAUUGGACAACAUCACAGAAUGUAAGUUGCAGUCUUAACCCUUGUCAUGUAUCUCCCCUUUUCCCUGACUUUUCUUUUUGGGUGGAGGAUAGUCCUCUUCUCUACCUGUCAUUUUAUCAUAAUAUCUAGUUUGAUAUUCUACUCUCUUUUAUUUAUUCUUUAAAGACAUUAGAAGGCUCUUUCUCUCUCUCUCUCUUUCUCUCUCUCUCUCUCUCUUUCUGGAUAUGAAUGAUUUCACCCAUGAAUAGCAGAGAUCAAAUUGUAUUUUGAUUGAAUUAUUAACAUUAUUUUGUUGAUGUGUAUUAUUUUAUUUCCUUACAGAUGUGAGAUUUAACAUGUACAAUGCAUCUUGAUUUUUUAGAACGUAAUUUUAAGCAUAUAUUUGCCAUCCUUUUAAAUUAAGUUGAAAUUUACUUAAAACAAUUUGAGUUCUCUGUAGGCAGAUCGUCACUUUGGAGCCAAAAGUGCAUUGACCCUGUGAGAAGGUAUAUGGGUUAACGCCCUUCUGGCUCCAUACAAACAAGAUGAUCUUUUAUAGGGGUGACUAUUAAACCAGAUAUGAAUAUACCAUGCUACAAUGGAUGUAAAACUAAAGGCUAGAUUACAGUUGCUAGCUCUAAUACCACAUUAAAGCAUGACUUUUGUUUAAUUGUAGAUAGAUGAAAUUUCUUUAUUUUUUGUUAAUGCCUAGGUCACAGAUGGGUUUGUCAUGUUUACAAAAUCUUCUUUAGUGAUGUGAAUUCUUGAUUUUUGUAUUGUGUGUGAUUUACGAAAGCCCUUAUGGUACUUUGUCCUCCUUGCAUCCCAUUGGUCCUGCACACAAUUGGUCAAAUGCUAACAAAACAAAUGAAAUGUUAUAUACUGUAAGGGGAUAGACUUAGGUGACUGACAUAAACCUAACCCUUGACCCUAAAACUAUGCUUGUAGGACCGAUGAUGAAGAUGACCGAAUGAUUUUCACUUAUUACUCUUCUAUAUAUGGCAUGUGCUAUCUCUUCAUUAUUUUAUCUCUUUGGUUCCUCCAGUAUCAUAACAAAUUUUGAUGAAUAAUAUGUGUUUCUUGGAUACAAUAGUCCCCCCCCCCCCUCCCUCCCUUUUAAGCUAAAUUGCCAAACGAUUUCUAAAGUUGCAGUAAUAUCAUAAUGUUACAUGGUUAAUUUAUUACUUCAAAGAAUAAAACCAGUGAUAGCUAUAGUAAAAUACCUCAAAACUCAGUUGUUCCCAUUGUGAGGGCUGGGCCUUCCACUGUAAGGUACAAUAUAAGAUCAAACUGUAUCAUUAAAAUGUAUCAAUUUGUUAUUAUUAAAACAUCAGUUUACUUAAGGUAUCUAGACUGCAUAUCACGAGCAGUGUGUUACUGGUUUGACUUGGGAUGGAUUGAAUAUGAUUCAAAUAUGAAAACAUUUGAAAAUAUUGAAUUAUGAAAUGUAUCUUGCUAGUACUUACCAAUACUUUUUCUCUCUUGAAUUGGAAGGUCGACAAAGUGGUUACAUGCCCAAUUUUUUUCUGUUUUGUUCCUUUUUGACACAAUGAAUCAGUUGAUUGGGUUAUUAUUGUAAAGAGCUGUUGUAAACAGAUAGUGAUUGUGUACUACUUCAUGGGCAUUUAUAUCAGACUUUUUUUCUUUUUUUAAAAUAAAGAUAUAUAUUGUGAUUUGAGUGUUGAGGAAAUAUUGUGGCCAUGGAAUGUCAUGGAAGUGUGCUAUGUUUACUGACUAGAUCAAUCAGAAGUUGGUUUCAUGGCCUGUAUAGUUGGCAAGGAAGAUGGGUCGACUUCAUCAGAACCAAAAGUGCGUUGACUUGUAUCGUGUCAUAUCACUUCAAGUCUUUACAGAACAGUUUCCAGAUAUCUAGCUUGUAUAAUGUUACACAGUCAAUACCGUUCCGACUCUUGAGACAUUAUCAUUGUGUUUUUUGUUUUUUCCUGAUGAAAUGCUGUGCAGGCUUCAUGAAGGGUUUUACAAAGACUUUGGGCUUCCUUAGGGUAUGUGUUCAAUGAACUGUUGACAUUAUGACAAUUUUUUAAAUUUUCAACUUCAUUAAGUUCUAGAUUGUAUUUUACCUGGUACAUGUAGUCAAUGAUUUCUUCUUAAUGUUGCAAAAACAGGGCCUUUAUAUAAUAGACAGGUGUGGUUUCCUCAGAAGCAGCUACAUACAGUGUACUUAAAAGCUUCCCUACGUUUAAUAUGUUGGUGCUCGUUUGUCAGGGUUUCUUUGACACUAAACUACUUGCCAAGAAAGGAUAGUUCGCAAAGCCAUCACUCUAGAACAAAUACUUGUACUUUUUUGCACCAGCAUGUAUCUUUAAACAUGUGCAUUAAGUAGCCCUUUCUUACUCAAAAAACCCCUAGCUAUUUGGGUGAUGGAUGUACACGUAAUUGGAUUGCUUAGACCCUAUAAACCAUUGGUAUUUAUUUAACUCCUAGUCGGGUUCUCUUUGUGUGUGUUGUGACUAUUGGUGUAGCAUUCUUGACAGCUACAUGCCCUCUUCGAGUCUAGUCUUCAUUACCUAUGAUGUGGUGUGUAGCUAGACCUUUUUAACACUAUUGUAUUGUAUAAAUAUAUACAAACUUGGAUUGUUUUAUGAAAAUAUAUCUAGAUGAUAUUCGAUUCUACUACAGCAAAGUUUCUAUGAUGACCGAGUGAUGGAAAAAGGAAAGGAAUAAAUUUGCUGCACAGUGCUGUGCUUUUUUGUACAGACUUGAAAAAAAA
Molecule: messenger RNA, 6775 nt
Organism: Strongylocentrotus purpuratus (purple sea urchin)
Lineage: Eukaryota; Metazoa; Echinodermata; Echinoidea; Camarodonta; Strongylocentrotidae
Product: calcium-binding mitochondrial carrier protein Aralar1-like
Exons: 18
Coding region: 362-2395 (677 amino acids)
Biological process (GO): aspartate transmembrane transport; malate-aspartate shuttle; L-glutamate transmembrane transport
Molecular function (GO): calcium ion binding; L-glutamate transmembrane transporter activity; L-aspartate transmembrane transporter activity
Source: RefSeq, a predicted model, not a curated record